UUCCCACAAUGCUCCUUGAGUCCUUGGAGUGUGAAGGCAGCAGACAUGUCUAAACGAAAGGUGCUGGAGCUGUUCUAUGAUGUGGUCUCCCCCUAUUCCUGGCUGGGGUUUGAGAUACUGUUACGAUAUAAGAACUUAUGGAACGUAGACAUUCAUUUACGCCCUGGGUUCCUUGGAGGAAUAAUGCAUGCAUCUGGUAACUCUCCUCCCGCCAUGGUUCCAAAGAGGGGUUCCUACAUGGUGAAGGACUUGGAAAAGCUGUCUGAGUUUUAUCAAGUUCCUUUACAUCAACCAAGUGAUUUCUUUAAUGUUGUCAUUAAGAAAGGAAGUCUGUCAGCCAUGCGGUUUGUGACGGCUGUUCAGAUGUCACAUCCAGAGUUCCUUGAGUCAGUGUCUCGGGAGUUGUGGCUGCGAAUCUGGUCUGAGGAUAUAGACAUUACAGAACCGGAGAGCAUAAUACAGGCUGCUAAGAAAGCUGGAAUGCCCGAAAAUGUGGCAAAACAAUUAUUGUCCACCUGCACCUCACCGGAAGUCAAAAACAAGCUCAAGGAGACAACCGAGAAGGCGUUGGAAUAUGGGAUUUUUGGAAUGCCCUCCAUCGUGGCUCAUAUAAAUGAAAAGCCAGAGUUGUUUUUUGGAUCUGAUCGGUUUGAACUUCUGGCUCAUCGUCUGGGUGAAAAAUGGCUGGGACCGGUGCCACAAAACUCAAAGUUGUGACAACCUCCACAGACAGGAAAGGAGUUACAUGUUCACCCUCAAUUACUUAGAGUGGUAGUUUGUUGCUAAAAUUAAUGAAAAAGAAAACUGUAUUCAAGCCAGAAUCAUUAUUUACGAAGGUUUCUUAAUUAAUAAAAAAAAUUCUAUUUCA
Messenger RNA from Bufo bufo (common toad), 868 nucleotides. RefSeq names its product glutathione S-transferase kappa 1-like. Gene Ontology annotation, molecular function: glutathione transferase activity; glutathione peroxidase activity. Gene Ontology annotation, cellular component: mitochondrion; peroxisome. Bases 46 to 717 code for a protein of 223 amino acids. The record is from RefSeq and is a predicted model, not a curated record. NCBI's taxonomy places the organism in Eukaryota, Metazoa, Chordata, Amphibia, Anura, Bufonidae. The transcript is spliced from 8 exons. Gene Ontology annotation, biological process: glutathione metabolic process.